AUGUCUAAAGUCGUGUUGGCGUUAAACUGCUGUGUUGCACAGUGUGAGGCGGGUGUGAAACUCAUUUUCAAGAAGGAAACAAAAGGCUAGAAAAACAGAGCUGUGCACUUUGAGCAAGACAAGGAAGUGUUUGGAAAAUGCCUCUUUCUUUCCCGUCAAGCUGUGAAGAAACACUUUUAUAACACCGUAGUCGUCUUCAAACAUCAGAGCCGUGGUUUCCAGCUCCCACCCUUUGGACAACCUGCUGGUUUUCAUUACAGCUGCUUUGAAACUGAUUUACACCUGUGAGGCGAGGUGGAGGAAAACAGCAUUUCUCUGUGCGCUGAGGGGUGGAGCUGUAGGUUUGACGGCGUGGUGACCUUCAAGACACAAUCGUGCGUGGUAUGUGGCGGAUGAUCAUCGCAUGGAUUUAUCCAGGACAAAUGUAUAAAGACAUUGGCAGGUUUGAGCCAAAAAAGAAGACGUCCACAGUGAAAUGACAUAAUCAAAUCUUUAAGAUGGCGUGCAGAAGCAUAUUGUAAGUAAUGUGAUCAGACGGGAAAGGGAAUGCAGACUUGCCAGCUAUAGCUUGUAUGUGAGCGCGAUGCCCAGGCGGGGGUUGCCGCUCCAGGGCCGGGUCCGCUGGCUCUUCCUUGGCCUCUUCCUGCUGCUGGUGCUACUGCUGUUUGCAUACCUCCUGGAGUGUACCCCUCCAGCAGACAUCAGCCUGGCCCUGCCCGGCAUAGCAGGGGAGAACUACGGGAAGGAGUACUACCAGGCACUGCUGCAGGAACAGGAGGAGCGCCACCUAAACCGCGCUGCCAGUCUCAAACGCCAGAUAGCCCAGCUCAAGCAGGAGCUGCAGGAAAUGAGCGAGAAGCUGAAGCUCCUGCAGGACAAAAAGGAGCUGCCUGGGGUGCAGGGCCUGACCGAGACGAAAGACCAAGAGCCGGGAGAUCUGCUGGAGUACCUCCACUCUCAAAUCGACAAGGCGGAGGUGAACACGGGGGCCCGCCUUCCCAGUGAGUACGCUUUGGUUCCCUUUGAGAGUUUCACCUCGUCCAAGGUGUACCAGCUGGAAAUGGGGCUGACGCGGCACCCGGAGGAAAAACCUGUCCGCAAAGACCGCAGGGACGAGCUGGUGGAGGUCAUCGAGGCUGCGCUGGACAUCAUCAACAACCCAGACGAGGAAGAUGGCGUGGAGGAAGACAUGCCGAUGCAGAGGCAGACCUACACAGAGGGUCACUUUUCCGAAGGACUGUACAGGACGGAGCGGGACAAAGGGACACUUUACGAGCUGUUCUUUGCUAAAGAGGAUUCCAGCAGCUUCCGUCACGUCACGCUCUUCAGGCCUUUCGGCCCCUUAAUGAAAGUCAGGAGCACAUCUGUAGAAACAUCAGGAAUGAUUAUUAACAUCAUUGUGCCGCUGGCGGGCAGAGUAGAAACAUUCUCACAGUUCUUACACAACUUCAGGGAGGUGUGCAUACAGCAGGACAGACGAGUACAUCUCACAGUGGUUUAUUUUGGGCAGGAUGGCCUACCAGAGGUGAAGUCAUCUUUGGAAAAAAUGUCAAGGGAGGAGAGCUUCUCCAAUUACACUCUGAUCCCAGUGAACGAGGAGUUUUCUCGAGGUCGGGGCCUGGAUAUUGGAGCUCACACGUGGACGAAAGGCGACGUCUUAAUGUUUUUUUGUGAUGUUGACAUCCAUUUUAACCUGGAGUUCCUCAACACCUGUCGUCUCCACAGUGCUCCAAACAAAAAAGUCUUCUAUCCAGUGGUGUUCAGUCUGUACAAUCCUGCCAUAGUCUAUGGAAAUUUGGAGCUGGCUCCACCUAUUGAACUCCAACUGAUUCACAAAAAAGAUGCUGGGUUCUGGAGAGAUUUUGGCUUUGGAAUGACGUGUCAGUAUCGCUCUGAUUUCCUAAAUAUUGGUGGUUUCGAUCUCGAAGUCAAAGGCUGGGGGGUAGAAGACGUCCACUUAUACAGAAAGUAUCUCCGGAGUGACCUGAUAGUGACUCGGACGCCCGUGUCCAGUCUUUUCCACCUGUGGCACGAGAAGCAGUGUGCAGAUGAGCUGACGCCGGAGCAGUACCGCAUGUGCAUCCAGUCCAAAGCCAUGAACGAGGCCUCCCACUCUCACCUGGGCAUGUUGGUUUUCCGUGAGGAGAUCGAGGCUCACCUACGCAAGCAGGCCUUCAAGACUCAGAGCAAAACAGAGGAGUGAACGACGUCUUUCCAACGUGACAAGACUGCAAGGUGCUGACAUUAUUGACACACUACAGCAAAGACAUGUUUACAUGGGUCCUUCUGCAUUUCACCGCACAGCUGUAGACAAAUGAAUGUACAAAAAUGAACUUUGAUCAAUGUGAAACUUCACAACACAGUACAAGUCUUACUGAACAGCUACAGCAGUAUCAAACAUGAAUAAACGAUCAAAUUUAUAAUCCAUAAUCUGCUGAUGGAAAACUUGCACAUGUGAAACAACUAAUAUAUCUCUUUAGGUUUAGGUUGACGAGUUAAAAUCAAUUCAGUAAGCAUGUUGUUAAUAUCUGGGGACACAUAACAUCUCAUUAAGCCAUCCUACCUGCAACCAGUUUCUGAUUUCUGCAUUCCAAACAGGUAUGAAACACAACCAGCUGUCAACAUUUACAAUGGCUUUUUAAUAGAAAAAAAGCAGUUACAUGCUCAAAUUAUACAACUACUCAUUUACUGGUGACAAAGAGAAGAAUAAGAAGUUGCACUUUCUUAAAAUGGAAGCUGAAAAGAAGUCGACCCCACAAGAACCAGUACGUUUCUACUAAUUCCCAGUUGUCUGCAAGUUGAGAAUCAAACAUUUUCUAGUAUAUCUGCGGUCAUGUAUGGAGCCAUACCAUUCUUUUCGUAUUAUGUUUAUAGGUUGUUUCCGAAUGUGGUUUUUAAAAAGGGACCUUUUUUUUGUGUGUUAUGUGACUGACAGUCACCAUCUUUCUUUGCUGGUGGCAUCUUUUACGUGAUCAGUUUAACAGAAGCAUGUUGAAUAAAUAGUUAAAGAGCCAGGAGCAAAGAUGUGCUUAUAGCAUGCAGUGUUAUGAUAUCAGGUCUAUGUGGACCAGUAAUAAUUGUUUAAAUAACAGAUCUGUCAUUGACACCCGGUGAGAAUCACUCACAGCACUAUUGUUUCUAAUACUGGACUGAGAUUGAAUGUUACAGUCACUCUUGUAAAUAUUUUUCUAAUGUUUCUGUUUCAUACAUGUGAGUUGAAUACUUUUGUCAUGCGUGCCUACAUGCUUUAAGUGACAUGAAGAGAUUUGUUUUGAAGAUGUGUCAUGUGAACAGCUGUAGGCCGGAUAAUUUUAUUCCAUCUCAUAAUGAGAGAGGAUGUUACAGCUGAAAGUGUUACGUUAAUGAGUACAGCGGUCAAACCGCACACAGAGCAGGUGGGACAUGCUUUUUUAUUUUUUUUUCUCAGAAUGAAAGCAGGUUAUUCUUGCAUCUCAUCAUGUACUGUAAUUAUUUUUAUUCAAUGUUUUUGCAAGUAUUACAGCUUUUUGUAGAUAGUCAUCCUGCAGGAGAAAUGUUACAUGUCUUCCUCUCAGCGGUACACAACAGUUCAAUCAGAAAGAUCCUGUGCAAAGAAAUGAUUUAUUUUGACAUUUUGGCCAUGAAAUAAAACUUACAGAAGGCUGCACUCA
Messenger RNA from Larimichthys crocea (large yellow croaker), 3650 nucleotides. It is a transcript of the gene csgalnact2, whose product is annotated as chondroitin sulfate N-acetylgalactosaminyltransferase 2. Bases 584 to 2203 code for a protein of 539 amino acids. The record is from RefSeq and is a predicted model, not a curated record. Lineage: Eukaryota; Metazoa; Chordata; Actinopteri; Sciaenidae. Gene Ontology annotation, cellular component: Golgi cisterna membrane. The transcript has 8 exons. Gene Ontology annotation, molecular function: glucuronosyl-N-acetylgalactosaminyl-proteoglycan 4-beta-N-acetylgalactosaminyltransferase activity.